Messenger RNA from Drosophila subpulchrella, 4806 nucleotides. RefSeq lists its product as uncharacterized. The transcript is spliced from 10 exons. The coding region runs from base 24 to 4790 and encodes 1588 amino acids. NCBI's taxonomy places the organism in Eukaryota, Metazoa, Arthropoda, Insecta, Diptera, Drosophilidae. The record is from RefSeq and is a predicted model, not a curated record. Gene Ontology annotation, biological process: carbohydrate metabolic process.
AAAAGCACGUUGAUCAGUCAGUCAUGGCGUGUCUAAAAAACUUAAUCAUAGCGAUUCUCCUCCUGGGUCUUCACUGCGCCCUUGGCAGUGCGGCGGCAGUGGAUCUGGACCCUGAGAGGGCCACCACCACCGCGAACACCACUCGCGAUUGGUGGCAGGUGGCGCAGUUCUACCAGAUCUACCCGCGCUCCUACAAGGACUCCAACGGCGACGGCAUCGGCGACCUGCAAGGCAUCAUCUCCAAGCUGGACUACCUGAAGGAGAUCGGAGUGACGGCCACCUGGCUGUCGCCCAUUUACAGCUCGCCCAUGGCGGACUUCGGCUACGACAUCUCCGACUUCUACGACAUUCAGCCGGAGUACGGAACCCUGGCCGAUUUCGAUGAGCUGAUUGUGGAGGCCAACAAGCGGAACAUCAAGAUCAUCCUGGACUUUGUGCCCAACCACUCGAGCGACGAGAACGUCUGGUUCCAGAAGUCGGUGAAGAGGGAGAAGGGCUACGAGGACUACUACAUGUGGCACGAUGGCUACGUGAACGCCACGGGGCAGAGGCAACCUCCUUCCAACUGGCUCCAGGCUUUCCGGGGAAGUGCCUGGGAGUGGAACGAUGAGCGCCAGCAGUACUACCUCCACCAGUUCGCUGUCAAGCAACCGGAUCUGAACUACCGCAAUCCGGCCGUGGUGGCCCAAAUGAAGAGGGUUCUAACCUACUGGUUGGACCGGGGAGUGGCUGGCUUCCGCAUGGACGCAGUGCCCUGGUGCUUCGAGGUCCUGCCCGACGCCGAAGGACGCUAUCCCGACGAGCCGCUGAGUGGCUACACGGACGACCCGGACGACUCCUCCUACCUGAAGCACAUCUACACCCAGGACCUGCGCGAAACGGUGGAGAUGGUGUUCCAGUGGCGCACGCUCCUCGACGACUACCAGCGAAUCCACGGCGGCGACACGCGAGUCAUCAUGGUGGAGACCUACUCGGGCCUGGACUACGUGAUGCAGUUCUACGGCAACCGCACCACCAAGGGCGCCCAGAUGCCCUUCAACUUCCAGUUCAUCAUUGGCGGAAACGGGGACAAGAACAACACGCAGCUCAGUGCCACGGGAUUCGUGAAGAUCAUCAACAGUUGGUUGAGCCAGAUGCCCGCCGGUCAGACAGCCAACUGGGUGAUGGGCAAUCAUGACCAGCGGCGAGUGGGCAGUCGCUAUGGGGAGAACCGCAUCGACUUGAUGAACAUGCUGCAGAUGUUCUUGCCCGGCGUGAGCAUCACCUACCAGGGUGAGGAGCUGGGCAUGACGGACCUGGACAUCAGCUGGGAGGACAGCCGGGACCCGGCGGCCUGCAACUCCAACUCGCAGAUCUACGAGCAGUUCACCCGCGAUCCCGCCAGGACCCCCUUCCAGUGGAGCGAUGAGGCCAACGCCGGGUUCUCGACCAACUCCACCACCUGGCUGCCGAUCAACCCGAACUACGUGACCGUAAAUGCCAAGACGGAGAACGCCACGAGUCCCAGUCACCUGAGCCUGUACAAGCAGCUGGUGGAGCUGCGGAAGCAGAAGACCCUGCAGUUGGGCGCCACUCGGUACGGGAACGUGGGCGACAAUGUGGUGGCCAUCAGGAGGUACCUGAGUGGGGAAGCCACCUACGUGCUGGUGGCCAAUGUGCUGGGCACCAGUGUCUCCGGCGUGGAUGUAGCCAGUGCCGUUUAUGCCACUGGCAGCUACAAGAUCAAGCUGGUCAACCCGCAGGCCAAGGCCACAGUUGGUACCAGGGCCUCGCCGGCAGCCAGACUCAAUCCGGUGACCUCGAAGAGCGAGCUGAAAAGAUGUCCGCACAGAAGUCAGCAGAUGGUCAAUAUUGGGACGGGCUCCCUCUUACCCCUCCGAUUUGGCGGACUGCAGGCUGCGGAUGAGGAGCGUCAAUCCGCCGCCAAGGGCAACCAGGUCUUCGAUGCAGUGGAGAACCCGGCGUUGGUGCCACUCGUCCACUGGAAGGGAGUUCGCGAUGGAUCGCGCCUCCUCGCCCUGGUAGGUGACACUGGCUCCCGGGAGGACCAUGACCAACAUGUUCAUGGCAUCCGCAUUGGCCGCUCCAUAUCGGCUGGCCGCCCUUCGCUGAUCGUGGUUGCCAAUCACCCAGUUGGCGGUGCGUCCGGCUGGCAGGUUGUCCAUCCAGUUGUCCACAGCCGUCUUGACCGAUCCCGCCGAGAAGCCAUCGCUGGCCAGGACCGUUAUCAGGUUGAAGUUGAAGGGCAGGUGGGCUCCUGCCACCGAUCGAUUUCCGUAGAACUGCAUUGUGUAGGCGGGCGGAGCAUAGGUCUCAAUCAGGAGGACCCUCGUGUCGCCGCCAUGGAUGCGCUGGUAGUCGUCCAUCACCACACGCCACUGGUACGCCAUGUCGAUGGUCUCCGGCCGGUUCUCGAUGAGAUCGCUUUUCAAGUAGUUGCGAGCGUCGACGUCAUCCGUCAGUCCACUGACUUCCUCGUCGGCAUACUGACCAUCUGCAUCCGGUUCGAUCUCGAAGAGCACGGGCACGGCAUCACAACGGAAGCCUGCGACUCCGAGGUCCAACCAGUAGCGGAGCACUCGCUUCAUCUGCUCCACGACCAGGGGAUUUCGGUAGUUAAGAUCGGCCUGCUGCACUGCGAACUGGUGGAGAGCCCUGAAGUCAUCGAUAGUUCCGUACUCCGGCUGGAUGUCGAAGAAGUCGGAUAUGUCGUAGCCAAAGUCCACCAUGGGCGAAGUGAAAAUGGGCGACAGCCAGGCAGCUGUGACGCCCAGAUCCUUGAGGUACUCCAGUUUGCUGGUGAUGCCAUUCAAAUCGCCGAUACCAUCGCCAUCAGAGUCCAUGAAGGAGCGCGGUUUCGGCCAGGCGAUGCGUAUGCCCCACAUUCGAUUAAGCGGACUUACCUGGCGCAAUCAAAACAUUUCCAUUGUAUGGGCUUAUCUAACCGAUUGAGGGGACAGUCUAUAAAAGAGCGAGUCACUGCCGGCUGCUCACACACAAUGUUUUUUAUUUUGACCAAGGCAAUGGAGCUUCUGUCGCUCCUAACAAUCCUGGUAUUGGCCAUUCGCAAUGCUGAGGGUUGUCAGCUGCAGAGCUCCAGCAGCGAAACCGCCAAGGACUGGUGGCAAACCGCCCAGUUUUAUCAGAUCUACCCCCGCUCGUUCAAGGACUCAGAUGGAGAUGGAAUCGGAGACUUGAAUGGCAUCACCAGCAAACUAGAGUACCUCAAGGAUCUGGGCGUCACAGCCGCCUGGCUGUCGCCCAUUUUCACCUCGCCCAUGGUGGACUUUGGCUACGACAUAUCCGACUUCUUCGACAUUCAGCCGGAGUACGGAACCCUCGAUGACUUCAGGGCUUUGAUAAAGCGGGCCAAGGAGCUGGACCUGAAGAUCAUUCUGGACUUCGUGCCCAACCACUCCAGCAACGAGAGUACGUGGUUCAAGAAGUCGGUGAACCGCGAGAAGGGCUACGAGGACUAUUACGUGUGGCACGACGGAAAGGUGAAUGCGGAGACCGGGGCCAGGGAACCUCCGACCAACUGGCUUCAGUACUUCCGUGGGAGUGCCUGGGAGUGGAACGAGGUACGCCAGCAGUACUACCUUCACCAGUUCGCCGUGCAGCAGCCCGAUCUGAACUACCGCAAUCCCCUGGUGGUUGAUCAGAUGAAGCGGGUGCUCCGUUACUGGCUGAACGAGGGCGUCUCUGGAUUCCGAUGCGAUGCCCUGCCCCCGCUCUUUGAGGUGCUGCCCGAUGCCCAGGGACAGUUUCCUAACGAGGUUGUGAGUGGAGCCACCGACGACACGGAGGAUCGCAACUACUUGACCACCACGUACAUCGAGAACCAGCCGGAGACCAUCGACAUGGUUUACCAGUGGCGCAAAGUUCUUGACGAUCACAAGCGAAUAUACGGGGGCAACUCGAGCGUUCUGCUCAUAGAGACCUACUCCCCCGCCUGGUUCAGCAUGCAGUUCUAUGGAAACAGGACGACCGAGGGAGCCCACCUGCCCUUCAACUUCAACCUGAUCACGGUGAUGGAACAAAAGGGUUUGAGUGCCGGCAACGUGCAGGAGGCGAUUGAUUUGUGGUUGAAGAAUAUGCCUGCGGGUCGCACGGCCAAUUGGGUGCUGGGAAACCACGACAAGCGACGGGCCGCCAGUCGGUAUGGAACUGAGCACAUCGAUGCCAUGAACAUGCUGGUGAUGGUCCUUCCAGGAGCCAGUGUCACCUAUCAAGGAGAGGAGAUCGGCAUGACCGACGGGGAGAUUAGCUGGGAGGACACGGUCGAUCCUUGGGCCUGCAACUCGAACGCGAAUAUCUUCGAGCAGUACACCCGGGAUCCUGAGAGAACCCCUUUCCAGUGGACGGGGGGUACCAACGCCGGGUUCACAAAUGGCUCCACCACCUGGUUGCCACUGGCCGAUGGCUAUGAGACUACAAACGUGGAAACGGAACUGAAUGACGAUCGGUCCCAUUUGAAGAUCUACAAGGCAUUGGUUGCCCUACGGAAGUCAUCCAAGACUCUGCAGAAUGGGUCCACAAAGUAUGAUACAAUUUCGGAGGAUAUUCUCAUUGUUCAAAGAUCCCUGACCAACUCGGCCACCAUUGUGGGUGUUAUUAACUUCGGAACUGUAGCCAAAACCGUGGACUUGAGUCAGUUUGACAAGAAUCGCACCGAAAGCAUGCAGCUCCUCAUUAGAAGUAUUAACUCCACGAAAGUAGAAGGCACUCGGUACGACCCGAAAUCUCUGAGCCUGGACCCCGCGGAAGCCCUAGUUUUAACCACCGAAUAAAACUCAUUAUUUUAAA